UUUUGUCAGACAUAUUUGGCCUGUGCGUGCAUAGCCCUAUAUAGGGGCCUAGGUCGGCCAUCUUAUACUAUCGACUUGGGCCUUUUGCUUAGAGUACCUAAAAUAAACUGAAUGUGUUUCGAUUCAUAGGAGAACAAGUGAGCUUCGACCGCAGUAUUAGUGUCUUCACGGCAGACCAUUCGAAUCUAUCGGAGUAGACGGAAGACAGUAGGCCUCUGUUCGAGGAGAGUAAGCUAAAACUCACUGGCAAGAUGAUGGCACCACCGGAGAAUUUCAAACUGAAAGCAUUCCUCGUGAAACUUUCCAAAGAAAUGACACAAGAGGACCUUGAAUACAUGAAGGAUAUGUUUAAAGGAAACGGUGGAAUUGGCAGAGGUGUUCUCGAGAGCCUGACUCUCCCGGUCCACUUUUUCGACCGCCUCCAAACAGCUGGGUUUCUGAGUAUGAACAACAUAGUGGUUCUGCAAGCUCUGGUGUGGCACACAGGACGUAAAGAUCUGUAUCAGCAAACUGUUAGCUUCGCAGAGCAGGUGGAGAACGUUGUAUACACUUGUGAUCCCACCCCAGUGGCAGAAAAUGGUUUUAAGUACACGCGGUUUCAUUUAAAAUGUGAUCUAAACAAAGAAAAAAUCGAGGAAUUGCGUGCGGUUGUGGCCCGGUGGAUGAGCGUUCCCACACACCUGGUUUGUGUGGCUGGGGUACAGCCUUCCGAAAGCUGGAUUAUCACCCUCAUGGUUCCUGACAUCGACACCUUAGACUUGUCUGAAGUGAUCCGGCGACAUAGGGACUGGCUCGUCCAUAAGGACAUUGACAGGUUCGAAAUUGAUGAUAAAGUCAUCAAUCUGACAGAAGGUACUACAGACAGUGUUGAGAAUUGCAAUGAGCUCUUAAUACGUGAAAAUACCAGACUUAGGAAGAUGAAUGCCGAUUUAGAAGAUGUGAAAGAAAACCUUUGGACACACAUCCGGAUCCAAGAAAAUGUUAUUGCAAAACUUAAAUCAUCUGUAGAAAAACUGAGUACUUCUGUAGUGGAGAAAAGAUCAGAUUAUGGGCCCUAUUAUUUUGGACUGUUCCUGUGGACUUUGUGUUAUCUGCACCUUUUCAAGAAAACAUUCGUAGAUGGCACAUCCUUGGGCCUGCGACUGAAGAACGGAGCCGUGACAGCAGUGGAUAGACUGACAUCCAAGUUCAGAGAAUGCAUGGAAGCAAUUCGUAAGAAGGAUUAUGAUGCUGAGUUGAUCGACGGUUUACUGGAUUCCUUCCGGCGGUUAGUAAGGGUGGAGCAACUGGAAGAGAUAAGACUCUCUGCCUUUCUUGUACAACACCAACACAUGGAAGUGUUUGUACAAAACCUUGUUUUAGAGCAGGAAAAUAGGCGUCUCACACUUGAAUUAAUCAGACAAAUCAUGGAAAGUGGUGAAUCCGGCAAAACACCGGAGUCCGGAACGCCUGGCCCACCGAUCAAUGUGGAAGCACACACGAAUGUGGUGAUUCGUAUUCGGAACGACUUUCUCUCAGCUUUAGCAGAGAUCAGUCGACAAAUGAUGCCAAAGGAUAAAGACAGGAUACUGAAGGCAGUUGGACAGGAGCUCAAUAUAGAUCGUGCAGAAUUUGCCUAUCUGAUGAAAACAGACCAAAGAUUCUUGGAGUUGCUUGUCAUCAAAAAAAUUCAGGAUUUAACUAUGAAAUCCGAUCAAUUUCAUAAAAAACCAGAGAUAUAUAUCCUACAGCUGCUGAAAAAAGCAAACCGCCAAGACCUUUCCAAACAACUGACUGAAAGUUUGACCGAAGCUCGCAUCGAAGGUCUCAACAUACCCAUGCCAUUUUUUAAAGGUCCUUGGUCUCAAGGUGGAGUUGGAGAGUUACAUCCGUAUGGGGCUGGCCAGAUGCCAUUUUCACUGUAGACAUCAACCACAAGUACAAUUGACUGGAUUGAUAAUUUAUGGAUGAAGUUACCAACUUCUCCCAUGUUACUACUGACCAAUCAGCUUCUCCGUAUCAAAUUUCUGCGCGGCUCAUCACAGAAGCCGUGGCGUAGUUUAUCCAUUUCGUCUGACUUCAGACGAUAUAACAAUUUGACAGUGACUGCUGGAAGUUUACGGAUGCUUCAUUACCAUAUUAACCAUCAUCAAAUGCGGGGUGGUGACGUCAUCAAUCAAAUGAUCCAGGCUUGCAUACAAUGUAUGCAUGGUUCGGUUAAAGUGGUAUCAUUCCUCGAAUAGGGAGUGUGAAUUUGAGUUUACGAUGAUUAGCAAGAUGGCCAGAGCGAAACCUUUAUUCAAUGUAGCCAAUACAUUCUCUCACCUGCCAUUCCAUGAUGUUCCCAUGAAACACCUACUUCAUCAUCAAUUGCCUCGUCUCCCGUCCCAACUUAUAAUCUUGAUAUUAUUUACCAGAUGUGCUUCAGUCCAGUUGAACUGAAUGACUAUGAUGCAUCUAAAACACAUAUUGAUGACAACAAACAUGAAAUUGCCUAUUGGGGUAAUUUAGACUCCCUGUCCAACUACUAUAACCCCAAAAGUUUAACUCACACCUAGAUUAUGACAAUCAAAAUCAGUUUUCAACCUUUCAUUUAAAUACGCUUAGUUUAACUAACAUUUUUGACGAAAUUACAUGCUUUAUCCACAAUCUCAAUCUUAACUUUUAAUUCCUUGGAUUUGCGGAAAGUUGGCUUAGCCAAUAACCGAAUGCUUAGAGCCUAUAUUCCAUGCUAGCCUACGCUUUAUGUUUUGCUUCCCGGGAUAAACGGAAGGGAGGCGGUGUUGCACUCGAUGUUUAUAGCUCUUUUGAGUCUUGAUCUUUCUUUUUUCGAGGAAGAUUGUGAAUAUGAGUCUUCAUUUAUUUGGGAGAUCGCUGCUCCGUCAGAUGUCUAUGUUGUUGGAAUUAUUUAUCGCCCUCCAGAUAAGAACGUGUGUAUUUUUAAUGAAAAACGAAGCACAGCCCUUUGUAAUGUACCUGCAAAAAAUGUAUCAUCUUUGAUAUUCCAUCAAAAGAUUUUUUUUGAACUAAUGAAGUGUCCUUACCUUUUCCCUUCCAUUACAAAAUCUACUCGAGUAUACUCUCGCUCUGCUACCCCUAUGGAUAUAGAUAACAUCUUUACAGACUUGCAUGCUCAAAGCAAUUUCUCCGGUACAGUUUCAACAGAUAUGUCUGACCACUUCCCUAUAUUCAAUAUCUUCUUGACUACUGCUUUUUCGAAAAAAACAUCAACUUACUCUUUUCGAAAAGAGACUCCAGAACAAGUCAGUCUGUUUCGAGAAAAUGUUCAAAAUACAGAGUGGCAUGACGUUCUAUCAUCAGAUAGUGUUGAUGAUGCUUUAUUCUGUUUUACUGGGAAAUUAUCCCUAACAUACGACACAUGCUUUCCUGUUGUGACCAUAGACAGCCCAUCAAAACAUACUCGCAAACCUUGGGUGGCACGAAGUAUUUUACAGUCUGUAUUCGAGGAGAACAAACUUUAUCGCAAAUACUUGAAAUCUACUGAUAUACCCACUCGCAUCAAAUAUAGGAAGUACAGGAAUAAAAUGAACAACUUGAUCCGUUUUUCGCAAAAGGAUUACUUCGAAAAAAAAUUUAACGAUCAAAAUCACAAUAUCAAAGGAACUUGGAAGGUAUUGAAUGAUCUAAUGGGGCGUGGUAAAUGCAAGAACAUGCCUAAAUGUUUUAAUAUUGGGUUAUCUUUUCAUAUAUAAGUGUUAUUUCCAAAUAGAUUUAAUGACUUGUGUCGACUAUUGCUUCCAGUCUUGAUGCUAAGACACCCCCGAGCUCUAAACAUUUUUCAGAUGUUCUAGGUGAGCCUAUAGAAAAAAACUUUCAAUUUUCUCCUGUCUCGCCUAGUCUUGUUGAAGCCACUACACACGAGCUAAAGUAAUCAGUUCCAGGCUUAGAUGACAUUUGCAUGUCUGAUCUCAAACUUGUUGCAAAAGAUAGUUCAACUCCCCUUGCACAUAUGGCUAAAUUGUCCCUUUUUUCGGGAUGUAUGUCGUCUUCGUUGAAACAAUGGAAAAAAAUAGUUAUAAACAUGAUGAAUGAUUUUGUGACAGCCAAUGACAUCAUUUUGCCCAACCAAUUUGAUUUUAGAACUGGGCACUCUACUACCCACGCGGCGUGCACUCUAUACAACUAUCUUGUAGCUGACAAAGACGCCAAACAACAUUCUGUCGUGUCUUUCCUUGACCUGUCAAAAGCCUUUGAACAGCGCUCAGUGGUUCGAGAGCUAUCUAUCUGGACGAUUCCAAUCAAUUCACUUUGAAGGAAAUAUGUCAAAAGACCGCAACGUAGGUUGUGGUGUUCCCCAUGGCUCCAUUCUCGGCCCUGUAUUAUUUUUAUUGUACAUUAAUGAUAUUACAAAAUCAUCAGAUAUUCUGGAUUUUAGUGUCCAGUGUCUGCACUUAUGCGCAUACAAGCUAUAUCGAGCAUGUCUGUAGAGUUGCAUAAAAUAUUCGAUUGACUAGCAGCUAACCGCUUGUCCUUUAAUAUUAGUAAAACAAAAUACAUCCAUAUAAAUCUAGCCAAAAAUAAGGCACUUCCUCCACCGUUGUAUUUGCAUGGCGUUGAAAUAGCCAGCCUGCAAAAAUACAAGUUCUUGGGAGUUUAUUUAAAUUCAAGGCCGUCUUGGACAUCACACAUUCACUUUAUAGUAAGAAAGUAUACAGAAAUAUUGGCAUCAUCAAACAUUCGAGCAAAUGUGAACAAAAAAAACUGCUUUAUUUUGUACUACUUUCUAUUCCGUUAUCUUUCCUAUACAAAUGUUUUAUGGGGCAACGCAUACACGAGUCAUCUCCAUCCCAUAGUAAUUCUUCAAAACGCAUCAACCUCCUCAUCACUUUCUUUCAACGACUUGACCAUGCGGCUUCAGUAUUUAAGAACCUCAAAAUCUUCCCACUUGCACAAAUACACAAAUUUGUACAGCUGUUCAUAUGACAAUCUGACAUUCACAAUUACCUAACCAGAUCCAAUUCUUUCAAUCUCCAUGUACCUUUUUUAACUUCAAAUCUAUCAACACAUUUCAUCAGGUCAUCAACCCCAAGGAAGUGGAAUAGACUUUCUCCAAACCUCAAAGUAAUCAAUAUCACGCCUUUAUUCAAAUCCAGGCUAAAAGAUUUUUUAAAUUAACAAUAUUUGAUCUACAUCAUUCAUAUAAUCUACGAGACAGAAGGUGUUACACAAAAAAUAUUAUUCACACUAUUCUAUACUUAACUUAACCUUUUCUAUGUGAGUUUUUCUAAGUAACUUUGCUUUUGUCAGUACGACUAGUCUUUGAUAAUAACGAGCCAGGGAUAGAACGUGUCCCUCGGACUUUAUUCGCGCCAUUUAUGAGAUAUGUCAUUAUACAUAUAUUUACGUAUGGUGAAUAAACAUUCAAUUCAAUUCAAUUCAAUUCAAUUCAAUCUUAAUUCUCGUGAGCCUAAUAUUGAGUUGUUAAUGAUAACGAACGAUCAGGGAGAAAGCUGUUUGAUAUAAAUUGUUUAGGUGGAACUAUUAGAACACUUUUAUUAAACAUACUUCUGUUUUAAACUAUUGAUAUAACAAUUCAGUUAUAAUUAGACCGAAACCUGCAAAAACUUGCGCUACACUCUUAUUACUAUACAGUUGGCAUCUGCUAUAUGCAGCGAAAACACAGCCUGGCAAAAGUACCACUGAUGAUGCAGAAAAUGCGUUUGUAUAAAUGGCGAACAACAUUCACUAAGAAGAGCUGUAUUUGUUUAGAUUUAUGGGUACCGUCUAUUUUUUAUCCUUCAUUUUGGCUACAAUCCCAGUCAUUAUUAAGCAAGAAGUUAUUUUGUAUAAGCUGUAUUACAGAUAGGGGUCUCCGCGGCUCAGUUGGUUAGCGUGCUAGCGAAGAGUAAUGACCCAUGAGCCUCUCACCAAUGCGGCCGCAGUGAGUUCAAGUCCAGCUCAUGCUGGCUUCCUCACCGGCCGUAAGUGGGAAGAUCUUCCAGCAACCAGCGGAUGGUUGUGGGUUUCCCCCGGGAUUGUCCGGUUUCCUCCCACCAUAAUGCGGGCCGCCGUCGUAUAAGUGAAAUGUAUUUAAGUACGGCGUAAAACACCAAUCAAAUAAAUAAAUAAAUCAAAAUAAGACAUGUAUGGAAGUUUGCUAAUGCUUCAUGUUCACCGACAGAGUACAAACCUUCUGCUUCAGACAGUGUACGCGAUGCACACCCACAGUAACUGUUGUUAACGUGACGUACAGCUCAUACAGUUUCGAACGGUGCUGCCGACGGCCUGUUUGCACUGAGCCGUUGGAUUGUUUGGAAACUAACUCCAGCAUAGGGGGAUCAUAAAAAUGGUAUAUCUGUGGGUAACAAUGCGUGUAGUGGCAAGACAACAUCAGGGUAAGGUGGGGCGUGAUUGACGAAGUAACUUGCAAGCCCUAAAAUGAUGACAAAGCCCGUCUUUGGGUGCAGGUGCGUUUGAAAUCUCACUCACCUUGUCAUCAACAGCAAUGCACCGUCAAGGCGCUCGAUCACCGCACAAAGAUGUGUAUGGUGUUCCGCUUUUGAUUUCAAAAGCUAACAGAUCGUCCAUACACGAAAGGACACAUUUCCAACCCGACUUCAUGCAAUGAAUAAAAAUUAUGCACAAAUAACGGUUACAAGAAAACAAUGAUAGCUAAUAAACUUUGGUGAGCUAGUCAACCUCGAAGAUGUCAGUCACCGACAAUGAUCUAAUUACUGAGUGCACCUUUUACAAUUUCAACUUGUUAAGGACCGAAUUUACAUGUAAUGACAAGUUCUCUGAAAACAGCAAAGUACUAGUCAGCAGUUUCAGAAACAUUAACAUGGGACUGUAAACGCCGGCGUAAUGCUAACAAAGCAAGCGAGUGCUUUCUCUAUCUGCAUCUUGAUUAACUGCUCAGUUUGAAAGCAUGUCUCUGGAAUUAAUUCCCAUCUGUAAACGAAAAAGUAAUGCUGAAAAGCGUAGUAAAACUGAGAGGUUUUGACAGCGUUGUGUCUGUCAUUCUUCUGUAUUGUUGUAUUCUUCUGGUUUCGUGAAUUUGAUAAACUGUAGAAUGAGGCUUCA
Molecule: messenger RNA, 7023 nt
Organism: Liolophura sinensis
Lineage: Eukaryota; Metazoa; Mollusca; Polyplacophora; Chitonida; Chitonidae
Exons: 7
Coding region: 252-1904 (550 amino acids)
Biological process (GO): regulation of apoptotic process
Molecular function (GO): protein binding
Source: RefSeq, a predicted model, not a curated record